Messenger RNA from Solanum verrucosum, 689 nucleotides. RefSeq names its product V-type proton ATPase subunit G 2. Gene Ontology annotation, biological process: proton transmembrane transport. Gene Ontology annotation, cellular component: vacuolar proton-transporting V-type ATPase complex. Lineage: Eukaryota; Viridiplantae; Streptophyta; Magnoliopsida; Solanales; Solanaceae. The transcript has 4 exons. The coding region runs from base 93 to 434 and encodes 113 amino acids. The record is from RefSeq and is a predicted model, not a curated record. Gene Ontology annotation, molecular function: proton-transporting ATPase activity, rotational mechanism.
AUAGCCCCAACGCUUCCCAUACAGAAAAAAGCUUUCAAAGUUUCACUGCACCGAUUUCGAACUCAGUUUCUACAGUUUUAUAAGUGUAUCAGAUGAGUAUGGAAUCCAACAGGGGCAACCAAAAUGGAAUUCAACAACUUUUAGGUGCAGAGCAAGAAGCUCAACACAUUGUCAAUGCUGCCAGGAGUGCAAAACAGGCUAGAUUGAAACAGGCAAAGGAUGAAGCUGAGAAGGAGAUAGCUGAAUUUCGUGCAUUCAUGGAGGCCGAGUUCCAGAGGAAGCUUGAACAGACUAGCGGUGAUUCGGGUGCUAAUGUCAAACGUCUUGAUCAAGAAACGUUUGCAAAGAUCCAACACUUGAAAGCAGAAUCUGAAAGCAUCUCCAACGAUGUUGUCCAGAUGCUUCUGAGGCAGGUAACCACAGUAAAGAACUAAGAUUCAUCUCUGAAUGCUUACCAGGGUCAGUUUUAUGGUCAUUUUCUGCUGAUUCUUGAUUCUCCCUAAUUCUCAUUUUCUUGCUACACCAGUUUAAUGGUUGUUCUCCAUUUGUGCUGUAUAUUUAUUUAUCACUAUUGGUCAUUUUGGCCCUAGUUGAAUAAAAGUAAUCAUAUACUGAUGUUCUAUGAAGACAAAUUUUGGAUAUUAACUUACCCACACGAUGUGUGUUUACGUUAAACAAAUGAAUGAAAU